UUUCUCACUACCGUCACCAACGCAAACUCAUUACUUCAUCAUUAUCAAAUCAUAGGCGAUACCCGAGAUUAGGGUUUUCUCUCUCUCGUUGAAUUCCGAGUUUUUGUUCUCGUGUUGCGGUUCUCUUAAUCAAGGUUUCGUUUGUGAUUUGGUGGUCAGGGAUUUCUGGUAGAAGAUAUUGAUAAUCCCGGGUCAAAUUUCAUCCAUAUAUUCAUAAGAGCGUGAAUGAGAAUAUGAUGGAGUCGAAAGGUGGUAAAAAGAAGUCUAGCAGUAGUAAAUCCUUAUUCUACGAAGCUCCCCUCGGCUACAGCAUUGAAGACGUUCGCCCUAACGGAGGAAUCAAGAAAUUCAGAUCUGCUGCUUACUCAAACUGCGCUAAGAAACCAUCCUGAGACGUCUUGACUGCUCCAACGUAGUCUUCGGUUAGCGAAGUUUUAAAUAAAUAUAGUUUUCUUUUUGUCAAACUCGGUGUCUGCUGAUUCCCCCAAUCCCCUCGUUCUCUCCUCGAAGAAGUUUUUUCCUUUACAAAAGGCGAGAUGGCCUUGCCUGUUUCUGCAAUCGGAUUUGAAGGCUACGAGAAGCGGCUCGAGAUAUCUUUCUUCGAGCCCAGCUUGUUUCUAGAUCCCCAAGGAAAAGGACUUCGUGCUCUGGCCAAGUCCCAGUUGGAUGAGAUACUCCAACCUGCUGAAUGCACGAUCGUUUCAUCUCUUUCAAACGAUCAAGUUGACUCAUACGUCCUCUCAGAGUCCAGCCUCUUUGUCUACCCUUACAAGGUCAUCAUCAAGACUUGCGGAACCACAAAGCUGCUUCUCUCCAUUCCGCCGCUCCUCAAGCUGGCCGGUGAGCUCUCUCUGGCGGUGAAGUCUGUGAGGUACACUCGUGGAAGCUUCAUAUGCCCUGGCGGUCAGCCUUUCCCUCACCGCAGCUUCUCUGAAGAGGUUUCCGUUCUUGAUGGGCAUUUUGCUAAGCUGGGUUUGAGCAGCUCCGCUUACGUGAUGGGUAAUGCUGAUGAAUCAAAGAAAUGGCACGUCUACUCUGCUUCUGCCAAUGACGUGAGCCGAUCCGCUGGUGGAUACAAGAACGUUUACACACUGGAAAUGUGCAUGACCGGUCUGGACAGAAAGAAGGCAUCAGUGUUCUUCAAGACCGAGUCAGGUUCGACCACAUCAAUGACUGAAGGAUCUGGAAUCAGGAAGAUCCUGCCGAACUCGGCUAUCUGCGAUUUCGAGUUUGAGCCGUGCGGCUACUCCAUGAACAGCGUAGAAGGAGAUGCGGUCUCCACCAUCCAUGUGACGCCUGAAGAUGGGUUCAGCUACGCCAGCUUCGAGUCAGUUGGGUACGAUCUCAACGCUGCGGAACUGAAGGGUAUGGUGAGAAGGGUGCUGGAAUGCUUUGAGCCCAAGCAGUUCUCGGUGGCUAUACACGCUGACAUGGCGGAAGGAGUGCAUGGAAAGGCGAUAGAUAUGGAUGAUUACGUGUGCGUGGAAAGGAAUGGAGAAGCUGGGGGAAGAGAGAGGAGCGGUGGUGUAUCAGGGGUUCGAGAGGGUGGCCGCGGCUUGUGGGUCGCCGAGAUCGAUCUGAAAUGUGGAUGGAGCAGUGAGGACGAGAAGGACGAGGGAAUCUAGCACUACAUUCGAGUAAUAAGUGUCUUUUGUUUUGAGUUUUAUGUUCGUGUCUGAAUAAAGAGCCUGUCGGACACCAGAGACUUGUGGUGGUGUUCGCAGGCGCGUCUGGUCUGGGGUGUUCAGUUCUUGUGGUGAUGUAUGUCUCCGGAUUCUAUGCCCUUUGGUUUUUAAUGAUAUUAUUUUUCUGUUGCUUAUUAA
Molecule: messenger RNA, 1823 nt
Organism: Tarenaya hassleriana
Lineage: Eukaryota; Viridiplantae; Streptophyta; Magnoliopsida; Brassicales; Cleomaceae
Product: S-adenosylmethionine decarboxylase proenzyme 1
Biological process (GO): spermidine biosynthetic process; spermine biosynthetic process
Cellular component (GO): cytosol
Molecular function (GO): adenosylmethionine decarboxylase activity
Source: RefSeq, a predicted model, not a curated record